AUGAUCAAGUCGAGAUUACCGCCAUUAACAGGUAUAGGUUCACCCUCCAACGAGUCUGCUUCUGCCACAGGCAGCAGUAAAGCUUAUACCGAUUUUCGUGAGACCUGCAAGAAUUUGAUGAAUGAACGCGGGCUAUGGGCAUGUAAAUUCGAUCAUAUCGAGCCGUUCAGCGGUGACGGGGAAGCCGAGAUGAACCAGAGCUGGGAAGCUGCCAAAACAGCCUCUCAAGCUUGGCAUGAUACGAUCAGGUCCGGAACAAAUAUCAAGCCUGGAGCAACCGUCAAUCACAUCGAGGCGUUUGAAUGGUUCACUCGUGAAUCAAACGAAAUCGAGCCUUCCAAAGAAUUCAUGUCUACAAUGAUCUCUAUAGCUCCGAGUUUCUUUACCAUUGAUGAUGCUCAGUAG
Kwoniella shivajii is the source of this 405-nucleotide messenger RNA. RefSeq lists its product as uncharacterized. The record is from RefSeq and is a predicted model, not a curated record. The coding region runs from base 1 to 405 and encodes 134 amino acids. NCBI's taxonomy places the organism in Eukaryota, Fungi, Basidiomycota, Tremellomycetes, Tremellales, Cryptococcaceae. The transcript is spliced from 2 exons.